CCCUCCCUUACAAAUCAAGCCUGCAGCGAGCCUCGGUAUAAUGCCAGCGCCACUUUGACGUGGCUUCGGUACUUGAUGCACCGUGUCUUAUAAAAGUUGCAGUGACGUCGUUCAUUUCUCAUAUUCCUAUCAUAACUUCAUCUUUCAUCCUAUAUAUCUUUCACUCUCAUCUCAUCAUACAUUUCAUCACAUCUCAUCUCCUACUCAUCUCAUACCACACACAACACAUACCGCCAAAAUGACACAGAACAAGACUCUCGUUUACAAAAAGAUCCCCACUGGUCUCCCCGUGGCCGGUGAGCAUCUCGUCAUUGAGGACCGCCCCGUCGAUAUCGACUCUGCUCCUCAGGGCGGUGUCAUCGUCGAGCUUCAAUAUGCCUCUUUCGACCCCUACCUCCGCGGCAAGAUGCGCGACACAUCAGUCAAGUCAUACGCCCCCGCCUUCGAGAUCAACGACCCCAUCGUCAACGGCACUCUUGGCAAGAUCAUCAAGAGCGACACCUCUGACUUCUCCGAAGGCGAUCUCGUCACUGGCUUCCUCCCCAUUGCUGAAUACGUCCGUGUUGACAAGGACACCCUUCCCAAGGUCAACUUGAGAAAGGUCCAGAACCCUCACAACCUUGACCUUGGUCUUUUCCUCGGUCCUCUGGGUAUGCCUGGUCUCACCGCCUGGUCUGGUCUUCACCAGAUUGGUAAGCCUAAGAAGGGCGAGACUAUCUUUAUUAGCUCUGCUGCUGGUGCUGUUGGCCAGAUCGUCGGCCAGAUUGCCAAGCGUGAGGGUCUCACUGUUAUUGGUUCUGUCGGUGAUGAUGCCAAGCUUGACUUCAUCACCAAGGAGCUUGGUUUCGAUGCUGGUUUCAACUACAAGAAGGAGAGCCCCAAGGAUGCUCUUCCUCGCCUUGCCCCCAACGGUAUCGAUAUUAACUUCGAGAACGUCGGUGGUGAUCACCUCGAGGCUGCUCUCGACAACAUCAAUGUCGGUGGCCGUAUCCCCGUUUGCGGUCUGAUCUCCGAGUACAACACCCCCGCCGACCAUCGCCAAGGUACCAAGGGUCUUAUCAACCUCAUCGCCAAGCAGGUCAAGAUGGAGGGUUUCCUCGUCGGCAACCCUGCAUUCGGCCCUGCUUACUACAAGGAGCACCAGGAGAACCUCCAGAAGUGGCUUGCCGACGGCAGUGUCAAGGCCAAGCUUUACGUCACUGAGGGUAUCGACAACGCCGCUGAGGGCCUCAUCGGUAUGCUCCAGGGCAAGAACUUUGGCAAGGCUGUCCUCAAGCUCAAAUAAAUUAAUGCGAUAUGAUGAUGAAUUGUAAAAAUUGGGAUGGGUUAUAUAGAAUCAUAUAAUGAAAAGUUAUUAAUGAACUAACAAUUCUGGGAAGA
Fusarium verticillioides 7600 is the source of this 1380-nucleotide messenger RNA. RefSeq lists its product as hypothetical. The record is from RefSeq and is a predicted model, not a curated record. NCBI's taxonomy places the organism in Eukaryota, Fungi, Ascomycota, Sordariomycetes, Hypocreales, Nectriaceae. The coding region runs from base 239 to 1285 and encodes 348 amino acids. The transcript is spliced from 2 exons. Gene Ontology annotation, molecular function: oxidoreductase activity, acting on the CH-CH group of donors, NAD or NADP as acceptor.